AAUUAUGGGAAUUCAACCAACAAUAUAUUACCAACACCAAUAAUAAUGAAAAUAAUAAAAAUAAUAAAACUUAAUGUCUUUUAGCAUAUUAAUAGUAUUCUAAUAGUAUUUUGUGAUGACCAGUCAUCGUUCAUCUCUACAAAAUCUCACUUUUCCGAUAACAAACGCUAAAUUGGUUUCAAAUCUCAUUUCACUCAAAGUUAAAACUGAAUCGCUAAAAAUGCUGAUUAAGAUUCCAACAAAUAUAUUAAUUAUUUUUCUACAAUUAACAAUUUUUUUUUUUAAAGAAUAUCAACAGAAAAGAACAUUAUAUUUUAACAAGAUAAACUAUGGGAUCAAAAUAAACAUAAUAAAAACAAAAAAAUAAAAAAUUCAUAACAUUAAAAGAAUAAAGAGUAAAGAAUAAAGAAUAAAUUCAUAUAAGAUAAA
This is a messenger RNA of Ascoidea rubescens DSM 1968, 429 nucleotides long. RefSeq lists its product as uncharacterized. The record is from RefSeq and is a predicted model, not a curated record. The transcript has a single exon. NCBI's taxonomy places the organism in Eukaryota, Fungi, Ascomycota, Saccharomycetes, Ascoideales, Ascoideaceae. The coding region runs from base 116 to 367 and encodes 83 amino acids.